Coregonus sp. 'balchen' is the source of this 12944-nucleotide messenger RNA. NCBI's taxonomy places the organism in Eukaryota, Metazoa, Chordata, Actinopteri, Salmoniformes, Salmonidae. The record is from the annotation of a GenBank genome assembly.
AUGGCCGACGAGGUAAGGGAAACAAACACAGCUGCUGAGGAAAGCGACGUCAAAGAACAGGAAUCCAAAGUUUUGGAAGUUAUUCCAGACAGCCACCCUGUUGGCAUUAGCAGCGAUGAAGAGGCUCCAAAAGACAAACCGGCGACCGAGAGCAACUGGUCAACACCGAUCCUGUCGCUAGCACGGAAGGCGACCGAGACGAUCAGCAGUGGGGUUAGCUACGGUGCAGCUUUGAGAAACGCCAAAUCGUCGGGAUCUGCCGUGAGCUCUGCAACCAGUCCGACUAAACAAAACUCUACCGAGAAUGACACACACACUAACCAAUACCUACCAGGUACGUAGCAAGGUUGUUGUAUUGCACGCCAAUGUGGAAGCAUAUAAACUUACUAGGUAGUUAAGUGCUGAACCAGCGACUUCUCUCUUCUGCAUCUCUGCUGUCAUCAGCUGUCAACACAACACAUGACUCCUGCCUGGCGAGGAAAUCAGAGUGGCAUACUUAAGCAAUAAAUAUAGACUAACAGUCUAUAUUUAUCCGUGGUCAAGUCUUGUUGUCCUUUUAAAAAUUACUUUUGCACAGGAAAUUCAGAUUAUGAUCUCUCCCCCCCCUUUUUCUUGUUCUCUCCCCUCUAUUUCUUGCGCCUCUCUUUUUCUCUCCUCUCUUAAUUAUUUUUUUCUUCUCUCUCCCUCUCUAUUUGUAGCAGUGAAGGACCAUAUGGCUGUGGAGCGCUCCAACCUGUUCAGUAUGAUGAAGCUGAGUAUUAAGGUCCUGAUCCAGUCAUCUCUGAGUCUGGGCAGAACCCUGGACUCUGACUACCCUCCUCUGCAGCAGUUCUUUGUGGUUCUGGAGCACUGCCUCAAACACGGACUGAAAGGUGAGACUUGCUCUAGAACAGGGGUGACAGGCCAACCCUCCGCCUGGAGAGCUACUAGGUGUGUUGCAGACUUUUGUCAGGGUCUUGAUUAGCUGAAUCAGGUGUGUUACUGCGGGGCUGGAGCGAAAGCCUGCACAACCAAUUGCUCUCCCGUAGCAGAGUUGGAGACUCCAGUAUUCCUGCGGCACUUAUUCGUUUUGGCCCUUUGAAGAACACUACCUAAACAUUCUCCUAUCUUCUCUCUCUUUCUCUCUAUGUAGUGAAGAAGUCAUUCAUCAAUCAGAAUAAGUCUAUCUGGGGUCCUCUGGAGCUGGUUCAGAAGCUGUGUCCUGAGUCUACUGAUAUUGCCACCAGCGCCAGAGACCUGCCAGGGCUAAAGACUGGGUUGGGUCGGGCUCGGGCCUGGCUGCAUCUGGCCCUGAUGCAGAAGAAAUUGUCUGACUACCUGAAAGCCCUGUUGGACCAUAAGGACCUCCUGGGGUGAGUACAGCACAAGGCUCUGUUGCUAGAACUGAAUCAGUGUAAUAAACAUGUAAUACCGGUAAGCAUUUUGUGUCCUAUUCACUUUUACAGUAGUUAUUGUAUCUAUCUUACAAAAUCUUUCUGCCUCCUUCCUUCCACAGUGAGUUCUAUGAUCCAGGAGCGUUGAUGAUGGAGGAGGAGGGGACAGUGAUAGGAGGGAUGCUGGUGGGGCUAAACGUCAUUGACGCUAACCUCUGUAUCAAAGGAGAGGACCUGGACUCCCAGGUGGGGGUCAUAGACUUCUCCUUGUACCUGAAGGACCCUAUGACCACUGAGACCACUAAGGAGUAAGUACUAUGUCUCUGCCUUUCCUCCCUCACCCCAAACACACUCCUCUGUUAAUUUAUGACUGUUCUCCUUUCCUCUAACCUCCUCCUCUCUUUCUUUCUCAGCAAAGAUAAACCAUCAACAUAAACCACACUCCUCUCUCUGUUAUCCUUUGUCUCUUCUCCUGUAACCUCUCCUUCUCUCCUCGCUGUCAGCGAUGCUAAGAUGACGGCCAUAUUGGACCAGAAGCACUACAUUGAAGAGCUGAACAGACACCUGAGCUGCUCCGUCACUGACCUGCAGGCCAAGAUGGACUCCAUAGAGAAGACCAACAGCAAGCUCAUUGAGGAGGUCAGAGGAGCUUAUGAAUGUGUUGUAAUCCUUUGUAGUGUUUAUUAAGCUAAAGAUACGUUUUUUUGCAUGGGCUGUGUCUCAAUCUACUGCAGACCAUGAGACAUCCCGAAAAUCGGUCUUCUCAUGAAAACGUCAGUAGCGUCCGACCGGUUUGGCCUACAAAAACUAUUAUGACCCUUCUAUGGAAAGGUGACUCUCACGAACACGAUGGUGUUCUCCGUUUUGCUUUAAAACCCCACAAGCGUCACAAGACUUGUCUGAAAUCGGUUCAGCCGAUCUGCCAACUUCUGUCUGUAGCGUCCGAAUAGUUUGGGCUACACACUAAUAUGACCCUUCUAUGGAAAGGUAAGUUUCUCACAAACACGUACGUUUUGCUCUAGGACACCCACAAGCCUCACAAGACUAGUCUGAAGGUAGCUGGAUACCAGGUUAAAACAAUUAUGGAAGUGUGUAUAUAGUUUAGUGCCUAAAAUAAGGUGUUAAAUACAUGUCCCAAUAACAUAAAAUGUUUCCUGAUCUUUCUUAUAUCUAUCAGAUAUAGGACAGACACUUCAGAACAAACUUCCUUUUGAUAGUCAAAACAAAAUAUCUGUUUAUCCAUGUAUGAAGCUAUUAUUCAAUGUGUUUCUAUGGGCUAAAAGCAGUAAGGCCAAAUUCAAUGUUUUUAUCAAACUACUUUGAUUAAGGCACAGGUGUCAAACUCAUUCGAUCCUCCCUUGUCUUUGAUUGAUGAAUUAAAGUCACUAAUUAGAAAGGAACUCCCCUCACCUGGUUGUCUUAGUAAGGAACUCCCCUCACCUGGUUGUCUAGGUCUUAGUAAGGAACUCCCCUCACCUGGUUGUCUAGGUCUUCAUUGAAAGGAAAAAACAAAAACCUGCAGACCCUCGGCCCUCCAUGGAAUGAGUUUGACACUCCUUUGACACUUAGGGGUCCUAAAAUUCAAAAUCAAAUAGCUAAAGUAUCCUUGGUAUGACCAUCUUAAAACAAUUCCAUAUGUUAGCUUAGUAGAACCCCCCCCCAAAUGACUGUGUUAUAAUAACCAUAGUUAUCAUGGGUGUCUUAUAACCCUGUGUAGAGCUUAUGUAAGUGUUAUAACUAGAGAUGUAACGAUUCACUGAUGCGCAUCGGUCCCCAGUUCAAAUGUUUAAGAUAUGUGCAUCAGUCUGCAGGACACCAAACCGAUCCAAAUGUAACAUGCAUCGGUCAGAAAAUCUAUUCAAACGUACGAGUCGCCGGUUCACUAAAAUGUUUUGUUCAAAUUACUUUCUUUCUACCUUCUGAAAAUUCCGUCACCGGUUUUUCUGAAAUUCCGUUACCGAUUUGGCAACGGAAUUUCGAGUUUUAAUCACUUAAUAAUUCAUAAACAAAAUUGAUAUCAAUAAAAACACGAACUAAUUGAUAGGUCUACCGUUUCCGUUUUACCUCUGAACUUUCAUUAUUCACCCUUAUCUUAAAACCCCUAUCUUAAAGAUAUGUGGGUUUUUGGUAACGUAAUUUCAAGGAAAAAUGUAUUCAAAACUAAAUAUAAGUGUUGAUAUUAGUAGGGGUCUUUACUUCAACAGUUAUGUUUUGAUGUAUGUAUAAUACAUGUUUUAAUACUUUUUCUGGUAGAUGUUUUCUAAGAAGACCCCCCCUUUCAUUUUUGACCAUAAUCAAACCUUUGCUUAUUCCUAAUUUUUAAAAAAUAGCAUAUGGCCUUCAAUUACUCCAAUAUAAGACUCUAGCCUUCAUUUGACAAACCCAUAUUGACACACUCCUAAUGAACAAUCAUAGACGUUUUGUAAUAAGCUGUUUUACAUGAUAGAAAUAAAAAAAACUUUAUACUAUUCUAGGUAUUUCUUAGAGGUAGGGUUUCAAAUGUCUCCGGAAGGUGGUCAGUGAACAAAAAUAUAAACGCAACAAUUUAAAAAGAUUUUACUGAGUUACAGUUCAUAUAAGGAAAUCAGUUCAUUUGAAUAAAUUAAUUAGGCCCUAAUCUAUGGAUUUCACAUGACUGGGAAUACAGAUAUGCAUCUGUUGGUCACAGAACUUUUUUAUUUUACAUUUUAGUAGGCGCGUGGAUCAGAAAAUCAGUCAGUAUCUGGUGGGACAAUCAUUUGCCUCAUGCAGCGCGACACAUCUCCUUCGCAUAGAGUUGAUCAGGCUGUUGAUUGUGGCCUGUGGAAUGUUGUCCCACUCCUCUUCAAUGGCUGUGCGAAGUUGCUGGAUAUUGUUGGGAACUGGAACACACUAUCGUACAUAUCGAUCCAGAGCAUCCCAAAGAUGGUGACAUGUCUGGUGAGCAUGCAGGCCAUGGAAGAACUGGGACAUUUUCAGCUUCCAGGAAUUGUGUACAGAUUAUUGCGACAUUGGGCCGUGCAUUGGCUUCCAGGAAUUGUGUACAGAUUGUUGCGACAUUGGGCCAUGCAUUAUCAUGCUGAAACAUGAGAUGAUGAUGAUAAUAAUAAUAAUAAUAAUAUGCCAUUUAGCAGACGCUUUUAUCCAAAGCGACUUACAGUCAUGCGUGCAUACAUUUUUGUGUAUGGGUGGUCCCGGGGAUCGAACCCACUACCUUGGCGUUACAAGCGCCAUGCUCUACCAGCGGAGGUGAGGGUGGCGGAUGAAUGGCACGACAAUGGGCCUCAGGAUCUUGUCACGGUAUCUCUGUGCAUUCAAAUUGCCAUCGAUAAAAUGCAAUUGUUUGUUGUCUGUAGCUUAAACCAUAACCCCACCGCCACCAUGGGGCACUCGGUUCACAACGUUGACAUCAGCAAACUGCUCGCCCACACAACGCCAUCUGCCCGGUACAGUUGAAACCGGGAUUAAUCCGUGGAGGGCACACUCCAGCUUGCCAGUGGCAAUCGAAGGUGAGCAUUUGCCCACUGAAGUCGGUUACGACGCCGAACUGCAGUCAGGUCAAGACCCUGGUGAGGAUGACGAGCACGCAGAUGAGCUUCUCUGAGACGGUUUCUGACAAUUUGUGUAGAAAGUCUUCGGUUUUGCAAACCCACAGUUUCAUCAGCUGUCCGGGUGGCUGGUCUCAGACGAUGUGGAGGUCCUGGGCUGGCGUGGUUACACGUGGUCUGCGGUUGUGAGGUCGGUUGGACAUACAGCCAAAUUCUCUAAAACGACGUUGGAGGUGGCUUAUGGUAGAUAAAUUAACAUUCAGUUGUCUGGCAACAGCUCUGGUGGACAUUCCUGCAUUCAGCAUGCCAAUUGCAUGCUCCCUCAACUUGAGACAUCUGUGGCAUUGUUUUGUGACAAAACUGCACAUUUUAGAGUGGCCUUUUAUUGUCCCCAGCACAAGGUGCAUCUGUGUAAUCAUGCUGUUUAAUCAGCUUCUUGAUAUGACACACCUGUCAGGUGGAUGGAUGAUCUUGGCAAAGGAGAAAUGCUCACUAACAGGGAUGUAAACACAUUUGUGCACAACAUUUGAGAGAAAGAAGCUUUUUGUGCAUAUGGAAGAUUUCUGGGAUUUUUUAUUUCAAAUCAAAUCAAAUUUUAUUGGUCACAUGCGCCGAAUACAACAGGUGCAGACAUUACAGUGAAAUGCUUACUUACAGCCCUUAACCAACAGUGCAUUUAUUUUAAACAAAAAAAGUAAGAAUAAAACAACAACAAAAAAAGUGUUGAGAAAAAAAGAGCAGAAGUAAAAUAAAGUGACAGUAGGGAGGCUAUAUAUACAGGGGGGUACCGGUGCAGAGUCAAUGUGCGGGGGCACCGGCUAGUUGAGGUAGUUGAGGUAAUAUGUACAUGUGGGUAGAGUUAAAGUGACUAUGCAUAAAUACUUAACAGAGUAGCAGCAGCGUAAAAAGGAUGGGGUGGGGGGGCAGUGCAAAUAGUCCGGGUAGCCAUGAUUAGCUGUUAAGGAGUCUUAUGGCUUGGGGGUAGAAGCUGUUGAGAAGUCUUUUGGACCUAGACUUGGCACUCCGGUACCGCUUGCCGUGCGGUAGCAGAGAGAACAGUCUAUGACUAGGGUGGCUGGAGUCUUUGACAAUUUUGAGGGCCUUCCUCUGACACCGCCUGGUAUAGAGGUCCUGGAUGGCAGGGAGCUUUGCCCCAGUGAUGUACUGGGCCGUACGCACUACCCUCUGUAGUGCCUUGCGGUCAGAGGCCAAGCAGUUGCCAUACCAGGCGGUGAUGCAACCAGUCAGGAUGCUCUCGAUGGUGCAGCUGUAGAAUUUUUUGAGGAUCUGAGGACCCAUGCCAAAUCUUUUUAGUCUCCUGAGGGGGAAUAGGCUUUGUCGUGCCCUCUUCACGACUGUCUUGGUGUGUUUGGACCAUGAUAGUUCGUUGGUGAUGUGGACACCAAGGAACUUGAAGCUCUCAACCUGUUCCACUACAGCCCCGUCGAUGAGAAUGGGGGCGUGCUCAGUCCUCUUUUUUUUCCUGUAGUCCACAAUCAUCUCCUUUGUCUUGGUCACGUUGAGGGAGAGGUUGUUGUCCUGGCACCACACGGCCAGAUCUCUGACCUCCUCCCUAUAGGCUGUCUCAUCGUUGUCGGUGAUCAGGCCUACCACUGUUGUGUCGUCGGCAAACUUAAUGAUGGUGUUGGAGUCGUGCCUGGCCAUGCAGUCAUGGGUGAACAGAGAGUACAGGAGGGGACUGAGCACGCACCCCUGAGGGGCCCCCGUGUUGAGGAUCAGUGUGGCAGAUGUGUUGUUACCUACCCUUACCACCUGGGGGCGGCCCGUCAGGAAGUCCAGGAUCCAGUUGCAGAGGGAGGUGUUUAGUCCCAGGAUCCUUAGCUUAGUGAUGAGCUUAGAGGGCACUAUGGUGUUGAAUGCUGAGCUGUAGUCAAUGAAUAGCAUUCUCACGUAGGUGUUCCUCUUGUCCAGGUGGGAAAGGGCAGUGUGGAGUGAAAUAGAGAUUGCAUCAUCUGUGGAUCUGUUGGGGCGGUAUGCAAAUUGGAGUGGGUCUAGGGUUUCUGGGAUUAUGCUGUUGAUGUGAGCCAUGACCAGUCUUUCAAAGCACUUCAUGGCUACAGACGUCAGUGCUACGGGUCGGUAGUCAUUUAGGCAGGUUAUCUUAGAGUUCUUGGGCACGGGGACUAUGGUGGUCUGCUUGAAACAUGUUGGUAUUACAGACUCAGUCAGGGACAUGUUGAAAAUGUCAGUGAAGACACUUGCCAGUUGUUCAGCACAUGCUCGGAGUACACGUCCUGGUAAUCCGUCUGGCCCUGCGGCCUUGUGAAUGUUGACCUGCUUAAAAGUCUUACUCACAUCGGCUACGGAGAGCGUGAUCACAUAGUCAUCCGGAACAGCUGGUGCUCUCAUGCAUGCUUCAGUGUUGCUUGCCUCGAAGCGAGCAUAGAAGUGGUUUAGCUCGUCUGGUAGGCUUGUGUCACUGGGCAGCUCGCGGCUGUGCUUCCCUUUGUAGUCUGUAAUAGUUUUCAAGCCCUGCCACAUCCGACGAGCGUCAGAGCCAGUGUAGUAUGAUUCAAUCUUAGACCUGUAUUGACUCUUUGCCUGUUUGAUGGUUCGUCGGAGGUCAUAGCGGGAUUUCUUAUAAGCGUCCGGGUUAGAGUCCCGCUCCUUGAAAGCGGCAGCUCUACCCUUUAGCUCAGUGCGGAUGUUUCCUGUAAUCCAUGGCUUCUGGUUGGGGUAUGUACGUACGGUCACUGUGGGGACGACAUCAUCGAUGCACUUAUUGAUGAAGCCAGUGACUGAUGUUGUGUACUCCUCAAUGCCGUCUGAAGAAUCCCGGAACAUGUUUCCAGUCUGUGCUAGCAAAACAGUCGCUGUAGCUUAGCAUCUGCGUCAUCUGAACCACUUUUUUUUAUUAACCUGAAUCACUGGUGCUUCCGGCUUCAGUUUUUGCUUAUAAGCAGGAAUCAGGAGGAUAGAGUUAUGGUCAGAUUUGCCAAAUGGAGGCAAAUGUAUGUACAUUGGACCAACACUUUUACAUGUUGCAUUUUAUAUUUUUGUUCACAAUACAUCAUUUACUUACACACACACAGUCCGUUCAGACAGAUCCAGCUCAGAGGCCCAGCUCAUGAGCUCCAUCAGCAGCAGAUUUGAAUUUAGAAUGGAAAAUGAAUAGAUGUGAAAUAUAACCCUAUGUAGUUGUUAUGGAUGUGAAAUAUAACCCUAUGUAGUCGUUAUGGAUGUGUUAUAAACCUAUUGUCCUUAUAGCUGUGUUUUAACUAGGGCUGUCGAAUGAUUCAAAAAGAGGUAAUUGCAGGAUUUGCUGUGAUUAAUUGCAAAUUCCGAAUUUGCUCAGUGGGAGCUGUAAUUGAAGAUAUUUCAUACAAAAAACAUUAAAAUAAUAUUGACGUCUUGAUUUUGUGUAAAGUAACGGUUAGCAAAAUUAGGUAAAUUGAGAAAAGCACACUUUCUUUAACCUCAAUGUUAACUUGUUUUUACAUGGCAUUGUAGAUUUUAGCUGUAUAGAUUAUGUAUUUUUAUGUUUUCAGUGUAUUUUAACGCUCAGACAAUGCGAUUUAAUCACACACACACAAAAAAAUCAUGCUUAUGGAUAUGUUAUAACCCUACAUAGUGCUUAUGGAUGUGUUAUAACCCUACAUAGUGCUUAUGGAUGUGUUAUAACCCUACAGCUGACGGCAGCGACAGACAGGAUUAACUCUUUACAGGAGGAACAGGAAACACUGAGACAUGAGAAUGAGACCAUCGUCCAGAGCAGCCAGAAGAAAGAGGAGGUCAGGACACUCCCACUUCCUAUGCAUCUGCAACCGUUUUCAGUCUGUGUGACUGUCAUCGAAGUCAGACAAUAUGAAGAGCUGGCAUUUCACGUCCUGUUUGGUUUCCUAGGCGACCCUGGAGGACAGCGCAGUAGAGCUGGAGACAUACAGACAGACACGGCAGGGCCUGGAUGAGAUGUACAGCGUGGUAUGGAAACAGUACCAGGAGGAGAAACGCAUCAGACAGGUGUGUGAAACAGUGAGAUGAACAACUAGCUCUACAUUUCUUUGAGAUCCUAGCCAACUAACACAUCUGUGUUAUACUGCCUCUACAAUAGGUGUGUAUGUUCCUGUACCUUUGUUCCUCUGUGUGUGUGUGUGUGUGUGUAGGAGUUGGAGCGGGAGUUGGAGCUGCAGGUAGGACUAAAGCAGGAGAUGGAGAUGGCCAUGAGGCUGCUGGAGAAAGACACACAUGAGAAACAGGACACACUGCAAGCCCUCCGACAACAACUAGACCAGGUCAAAACCCUCAACCUGCAGAUGUUCCAUAAGGCAGAGGUAACACACAUGGACACAGAGACUGAUAUACACGGACAGAUAUACACAGACACGCGCUCAAGCAAACAUGAAAUGCACACAUACUCUCUCACUUACUUAGCAACACCCUUGUGAGUACACACCUCUUGACAGAAUGUGUGUGCAGGACUGUGAGAGUGAUGCCCAGAGGAAGCAGGAGGAGGUGGGACAACUGGAGGAGAAGAUGAACCAGAUGGAGACUACCAUUAAGGAGAUGGAGCAGAGGUGUUUGUGUGUGUGGUGCAGAGUGGUUUCAUAAUGGUUUCCGUGUUUUAACAUGAUUGAAUACUAAUUGUAGCCCAUGUAUUUUCAGACUGCAGAACUCGGAGCGUGAUCGCAGACAAAGUGACCAGACAGACAGAGACAUGAGGACAGAGCUGGAGGGCAGAGUAGACUCCCUACAGAAACAGCUGUCUGACCUGGACACACUGAGGUACGUAUGGACACACACACACACACACACACACACACACACACACACGUUGUGACCCACACCACCCUGUCUCUCUAGGCUGGGUCUGGAGAGUGAUCUGCGCAGUGAGAAGGAGCAGAGACAGGCCAUUCAGAGAGCUCUACAGAGAGAACAGGACAACAGCACUGAGCUACGCACCCAACUACAACAGAUACAGGGGCUACACAUGGUCAGUGACACACACAGACACACAGAAAAGAGAAGUCCACCUCCCAUUUUUCUUCUGAGCUUGUUUCUGUGUGUUUCUAGGAGCUGCAGGAUGUUCGUCAGGAGAAGAAGCAGCUCCAGCAGACCUGUCAGGAGCAGGAGACAGCCUUACAGGAGAUGGGCCUACACCUCAGCCAGUGAGUACUAUACUAGACAGCCUUACAGGAGAUGGGCCUACACCUCAGCCAGUGAGUACUGUACUAGACAGCCUUACAGGAGAUGGGCCUACACCUCAGCCAGUGAGUACUGUACUAGACAGCCUUACAGGAGAUGGGCCUACACCUCAGCCAGUGAGUACUGUACUAGACAGCCUUACAGGAGAUGGGCCUACACCUCAGCCAGUGAGUACUGUACUAGACAGCCUUACAGGAGAUGGGCCUACACCUCAGCCAGUGAGUACUGUACUAGACAGCCUUACAGGAGAUGGGCCUACACCUCAGCCAGUGAGUACUGUACUAGGCACACUCCUAAUCCUGCUCUUUACAUCUCUCUCUCUUCUCUUCCUUCCUGUGUUCCAUCUGUUUUGUCUUUGUAUGACACAUCUCUCUCGUAGGUCUAAACUGAAGAUGGAGGACUUCAAAGAGGUCAAUAAAGCCCUCAAGGUAACAUGUUCUCUGGCCUAAAUUAACACUUCCCCUUUCCUCUAGCUCUCCGUUACACCAAAGCUGUGUUCAAAUACUCAUACUAACCGUACUAUUUGUGAGGUAAAUUGAGUGUAUAGUAUGCUUAUUGGUCAUAGUAUGGAUAUAGUUAGUAUGCCAAAAGUUCCCGGAUGUCAUACUACAUUCGCCAAAAUACGAAGUAUACAAGCAGUGGACCAAUAAUGCAAUUAUUCCGAAAAUGGGCGUGGCUUCACAACGUUUUCAGAUUUGAAGAAAAUGGCGGAAAAUAUGCAGCCGAAGUCCAACGAGAGUGGAUACAUAUUCAUUGCUUUAACUAAUUAUGACAAAUGUUUAGAAAAUGUUGAGCAAUAUAAUAAAGUCAUGACUUUUCAAAUAAGUUACCUUACACGUUAUUUUGUCUGACAAUUUGUUAGUUACGCUAUCCUUACGAACCGCAUAUCAUUACAGCAGUAUGUACCGGUAUGUUAGUUGGCGAAUACAUCGAACUUGCCAGUAUAUUAACUAUAUGCUAUCUAACUACCCAACGUUUAUUGACUUGAUUAUUCAUGUCAUUCUUAGUUUAGCUAAGUGGUAUAGUCGUUGUGCGUUUUCAAUGGACAUUCGGGUGCGUUCGUAAAUAAGCUCUGGCUAUCUACUCCGAUUUCUGAGCACUCUCGUCUGAGUGUACCUGUGCCAGAGCGCAGCAUAACUGCUGAAUUUACGAACGCUCAACACCAGUUGAAUUUGGCCGGUGUCUGUAAACGUCGGCAAAAAAGCGUCAUUAAAUUGUUGCCAGCAGCUAGUCAUUUGUUAUGCUAGCAAGAGGUUGCAUAUCAACAGCAUCAACUUCCGGUAGACAGGCGAAGCGCUAGUAUGCUCAACUGAAAGGAUACGGUUCGUUUACAGUAUACUAAAAUGAACUAAUAGUAUACAGUAUGUUAGUAUGGCUAUUCGAACACCGCUCAAGUCUCUAUGGAGUUUGUUCUUCACUAGUAGACUAGACAUAGGCACUCACCGCUGGUCAUAGGGUCCUUCAGGUACAAGGAGAAGUCUAUGACCCCCACCUACACAACACAGACACUCACUCAUUUCUGUAAUAAUUUGUGAUUGAGCAUUGUUGUCUGUCCGUGUCCAUCAGGGCCAAGCCUGGCUGAAAGACAACGAGGCUACACAGUGUAAACAGUGUCAGAAGGAGUUCUCCAUCGCUCGCAGAAAGGUAAAGCUCUGUCCAUCCAUCUCUUCGGUCUUUCCUUCAGUUGUGGACUCUGGUCUGUGGCAGAUGUAGAGAAAGAUUUAUACUGAACAAAAAUAUAAACGCAACGAUUUCAAAGUUACAGCUCAUAUAAGGAAAUCUGUCAAUUUAAAUGAAUUAAUUAGGCCCUAAUCUAUGGAUUUCACAUGACUGGGUAGGGGCGCAGCCAUGGGUGGGCUUGGAGUGAACAGGCCCACCCAUUUGGCAGCCAGGCCCAUCCAAUCAGAAUGAGUUUUUCCCCACAAAAGGGCUUUAUUACAGACAUAAAUAGUCCUCAGUUUCAUCAGCUGUCUGGUGGCUGGUCUCAGAUGAUCCCACAGGUGAAGAAGCCAGAUGUGGAGGUCCUGGGCUGGCGUGGUUACACGUGGUCUGCAGUUGUGAGGCCGGUUGGACGUACUGCCAAAUUCUCUAGAACGACAUUGGAGGCAGAUUAUGGUAUAGAAAUGAACGUUCAAUUCUCUGCCAACAGCUCUGGUGGACAUUCCUGCAGUCAGCAUGCCAAUUGCGCACACCCUCAACUUGAGACAUCUGUGGCAUUGUGUUGUGACAAAACGGCACAUUUUAGAGUGGCCUUUUGUCCCCAGCACAAGGUGCACCUGUGUAAUGAUUGUGCUGUUUAAUCAGCUUCUUGAUAUGCCACCUGUCAGGUGGAUCAAUUAUCUUGGCAAAGGAGAAAUGCUCACUAACAGGGAUGUAAACAAAUUUGUGCACAAAAUUUGAGGGAAAUAAUCAUUUCUGGGAUCUUUUAUUUCAGCUAAUGAAACAUGGGACCAACACUUUACAUGUUGCGUUUAUGUUUUUGUUCGGUGUAUAAAUGCCUUUGAAUGAAAUGCUCUCAUUUGCCACAAAUGUUACUAACAGUUAUACUUGGACAUCCUGUGUAGCUCAGUUGGUAGAGCAUGGCGCUUGCAACGCCAGGGUUGUGGGUUCGAUUCCCACGGGGGACCAGUAUGAAGAUGUAUGCACUCUAACUGUAAGUCGCUCUGGAUAGUGGCGUCUGCUAAAUGACUAAAAUGUAAAUUUAGUAUGUGGGUUUUUUUCUCCUUGUCUGCAGCACCACUGUAGGAACUGUGGAGAUAUCUACUGCAACAGUUGUUCUAGUAAUGAGUUGGCCCUGCCCUCCUACCCUCGACCUGUACGGGUCUGUGACAUCUGCCACUCCCUACUGCUGCAGAGGAGCACCUCUUCCACCACCUCCUGA